CGGUGCCUAUUUAGAGAAGUUUUGUUAUCGUGCUGUCUACGUGUACACAUUCGUCGUCGGUCUCGGUCGGUCGCUCUCGAUAGAUUUACAAGGGUCGUCGUGCGAAGCAAAACUUACCCCGGCACUCAUCAUUCAAUCAACAUCAAGAGUAAUUCACUGUCCUUUGGUGUGGCUACACAAUACCAGUGACCAGUCCAGUUGUGCGUGCGUUGAAACUGCAGCAGCCAGAGAGAUGAUGAGACUUGUACACACUAGAACCGUUCCACUGGGUGUUGCCUGCUACAACAAUGGUCCACUAGUGCGAAUGCUGACGGCAGGCACCUUCAGCACCAAUGCACUGCCUUCGCUUCCGCUGCCUCGCCUGGAGGAUACGAUGAAUAAACUGCUGAAGACUGUGGAACCACACGUCAAUGACGAUGGAUACAAGAAAACCAAAUCGGCCAUCACAAAAUUCAUCGCCCCCGGUGGAGUAGGAACUAAACUGCAAAAACUGCUCGAAGAGCGAGCCGCUUCGAAGAAAAACUGGCUAUCCGAUUGGUGGCUUCAAUCGGCCUAUCUGGAGUAUCGCGAUCCAGUCAUUAUCUACUCUAGUCCGGGACUGGUUUUUCCGAAGCUUUCGUACACAACCGUGGACGAGCAGCUGAAAUGCGCCGCUAAAAUUGCAUUCGGAGCGCUGCUCUACAAACGCAUGAUCGAUCGUAACCAGAUUAGGUUGGAAAUGAUGGGAAAGGCACCGCUGGAUAUGUCACAGUACAAUAAAAUUUUCGGAACCUGCCGAGUACCCGGUAAGCCUUCCGAUACCUUAUUGUUUCAUCCCAAUUCAACACAUAUCGUUGUCGUAUCGAACAAUCAGUAUUUUAAGGUUGAAGUCGGCAAUUCCGACGGUGUCAUUGCUGAAGAUAAGUUAUACCAUCAGCUUCGUCAGUGCCAGGAAAUGUCCAAACAGAAAGCAGAACCCAUAGGAAUGUUCAGCGCUCUGCCUCGCGACAACUGGUACGAAGCUUAUACCGUUCUAACGGCAGAUUCAACCAAUCGCAAAACAAUCGAAGCGAUUCAAAGUUCACUCUUCGUACUAUCACUGGAUUACGAAAUCGGCAAUCCUACCGGAGACGACGUAGUCGACGCUUGUCAUGUGCUCAUGCAUGGUGGAGGAUCAUCGGCGAAUUCCGGCAACAGAUGGUACGAUAAAACGUUGCAACUGGUGGUUGCUCCCAACGGUAUUAAUGGACUAACCUACGAGCACUCACCGGCCGAAGGCCAGCCGAUUGCAGUGCUGACCGAUUUCAUAAUCAACUACCUGGCCAAGGGUGGCCAGGAGGGAUCGGUGAAAGAUUUUCCCGCUCCGGAGAAGCUGAAUUUCAAUCUCACCUCGGAAGCGUACAGUUUGCUGGAAAAGGCUGCCGCCAGUCACGAUAAACUGAUAAGCGAUUUGGAUAUGAAUUACCUGCACUACACGGGCUAUGGAAAAAACUUCAUCAAGAGUAAAAAGAUGAGCCCGGAUAGCUUCAUUCAGAUGGCUAUCCAGUAUGCAUUCUACCGGUUGCACCGUGUUCCGGCCGCUCACUACGAAUCGGCCCAAACGCGAAUGUACGAAGCUGGCCGUACGGAAACGAUUCGUUCGUGCUCUAGCGAAUCGGUGGCCUUUGCUCGUGCCAUGCUCGAGGAUGGGUCAAACCCGGCGGAUAAGCUGACCAAACUGAGAGCUGCGGUCGACUCGCACAAAGCGUACGCUGCCAAGGCGGUUCAAGGGUUCGGCGUUGACCGGCAUCUGCUCGGACUGAAGUUGGUUGCCAGGGAAAACCGAAUCACUCUUCCGGAGCUGUUCAAAGACGACGGACUGCUCGCCAGUCAACAUAUGCGUUUGUCCACCAGUCAGGUGGCAUCGCGGUACGAUGCGUUCAUGUGCUACGGGCCGCUAACGACCGAUGGUUACGGUUGCUGCUACAAUCCCAAGGAUGACGACAUGUGGUUCGGCGUUUCGUCGUUCAAAAGCAAUCCGAUCACGGAUUCGAAGGAUUUCCGCAACAGCCUGCGACAGGCGUUGGACGAUAUGUUCGAGGUGCUCAGCAAGGCUGGUGGCAUCGAGAGCAAACUAUAAGAGAAUAGAGGAACCGGUUUGGAUUGUGGAUAUGUUACGCUAAAGUUAACAGUUGUGAUUGAAGAGAUUUAUUUUCUAAACAAUGUGG
This is a messenger RNA of Sabethes cyaneus, 2186 nucleotides long. It is a transcript of the gene CRAT, whose product is annotated as carnitine O-acetyltransferase. Gene Ontology annotation, biological process: carnitine metabolic process, CoA-linked. Gene Ontology annotation, cellular component: peroxisome. Gene Ontology annotation, molecular function: carnitine O-acetyltransferase activity. Bases 233 to 2098 code for a protein of 621 amino acids. The record is from RefSeq and is a predicted model, not a curated record. The transcript is spliced from 2 exons. NCBI's taxonomy places the organism in Eukaryota, Metazoa, Arthropoda, Insecta, Diptera, Culicidae.